This is a messenger RNA of Colletotrichum chrysophilum, 900 nucleotides long. RefSeq lists its product as uncharacterized. Bases 1 to 900 code for a protein of 299 amino acids. NCBI's taxonomy places the organism in Eukaryota, Fungi, Ascomycota, Sordariomycetes, Glomerellales, Glomerellaceae. The transcript is spliced from 2 exons. The record is from RefSeq and is a predicted model, not a curated record.
AUGACUCGUGAGGAGUACGAGGCUGAACGCGCUCGUCAGGAACUGCAAGAGCUUAGGCUCAGCCAGGACCGAGAAAAGGAAGAACGGCGUAUCCAGCAAAAGUACCGAGAAGAGGCUGAGUUGCAGCGUGCCAAGCGUGACCUAGAUGACAUUCGUGGCAGAGAGGCUCGUGCUUCGGAGGAGAAGCGCUUCAAGACUCAAAUUGAACUGCAAAAGUACGAAGAGGAGAUGCGACUAGCCGAAGAAGCCAAGAAGCGGGACAAGGAAGCCUCCGACGCAGUGGAGCGGUACAAGAAGAAGGAGCAAGACCGCAUCGCAAAGGAAAGGAAAGAGAAGGAAGAACGAGAAAAGGAAUUUCAGAGACGACUCCAGGAAGAGCGCCAGAAGGAGCUCGACCGUCAGGCUAAGGAGAAGAAGGAGAGAGAGGACCGAGAGAGAGAAUACAAGAGACGUCUCCAAGAAGAUUUGAUCAAGUCGGGCUUGGACGAAAGGGCGAUUGCAGCGAUUCUGAAGAAGGAGAAGAUCCCAGAACCGCCAAAGCCUAAGCCCGCCCCAGUCGAUCAUGCCCUUGUGGCUGCUCAACGCCCGACAUAUACACGCAUGGCCCGAAAGCAUUUGUCCAUCGAGACACUGAGGACAUAUCGUGUGGAGUGGGAGUUGGAUACUGACCCUGAUUACGUACUCAUAAAGCGCUGGGUACCCGAGUGGGAGCAAGAUACCCUUUGGAGGCACACUAGAGCGCUCCGUGAGAAGCGGUCAUCCAAGCUAGUGCUGGAGAUUGAAGACAAGAAGUCUCAUCGGCAUGAGCCGGAAUUUGAGUGGGUCAGAAAGAAGAAUGACCGUAAGAGGAGCAAGUCCCCAGCGCUGCUCAUGUACCUCGCAGGAGCUAAGCCGGCAUGA